Marmota monax (woodchuck) is the source of this 1292-nucleotide messenger RNA. It is a transcript of the gene Il17b, whose product is annotated as interleukin 17B. The record is from RefSeq and is a predicted model, not a curated record. NCBI's taxonomy places the organism in Eukaryota, Metazoa, Chordata, Mammalia, Rodentia, Sciuridae. Gene Ontology annotation, molecular function: cytokine activity. Bases 301 to 1035 code for a protein of 244 amino acids. Gene Ontology annotation, cellular component: extracellular region. The transcript has 5 exons. Gene Ontology annotation, biological process: inflammatory response.
AGGAUGCCUGGAGCUCCCAGACCAGGCUCAGGGUGAAGUGCAGAUUCCUGGGUCUCCUACGUCAGACUCUCCAGGGCUGCGAUCCUGGAAUCUCUAUGAACAUUAACACUGCAGCUGGCCGCUGGGGAGGCUGCUGGGUCCUGGCUUUGGAAGGCAGAAGUAAGGGCUGUGUAUGCCAGCAGGGCUCGAGCCCCAGCCAGCUUCUCAGUUAUGCUGUGGAAACCUGCCCUGGACAGAUUAAUCUUGUGACAUUCAGGAGCGCUUCUCGUCCUGCCUUCUUCCCCUUGCCAAUUCCUGUAAAUGGCCAAGAUGAGUCCUCAGCAAGACAGGGCAGUGCUGGCGGUCUGUCCCGGCAGCCCUCCCCUGCUCUUCGCCGCCCCCCACGCCUCUCUGUGUGGGUUCACUUGCUCGCUCACAUUCGGCUGGCCUGUUCCCUCCAGCGGCAUCUGGGGUUCCAGGCGGGCAGCAGCUGCAGGCCGCCGACGGCCCGGGAUGGACUGGCCACACAACCUGCUUCUCCUUCUGGUCAUCUCCAUCUUUCUGGGGCUGGGCCAGCCUAGGAACCCCAAAGGCAAGAGGAAAGGGCCAGGACGGCCUGGGACCCUGGCUCCUGGGCCUCACCAGAUGCCACUUGACCUGGUGUCCCGGGUGAAGCCCUAUGCUCGUAUGGAGGAGUACGAGAGGAACCUUGGAGAGAUGGUGGCCCAGCUCAGAAACAGCUCGGAGCCAGCCAAGAGGAAGUGUGAGGUGGACCUGCAGCUGUGGCUGUCCAACAAGAGGAGCCUGUCUCCCUGGGGCUACAGCAUCAACCACGACCCCAGCCGCAUCCCCGCGGACCUGCCCGAGGCCCGUUGCCUGUGUCUGGGCUGCGUGAACCCCUUCACCAUGCAGGAGGACCGCAGCAUGGUGAGCGUGCCGGUGUUCAGCCAAGUGCCCGUGCGCCGGCGCCUCUGCCCGCCACCGCCGCGAACCGGGCCCUGUCGCCAGCGCGCGGUCAUGGAGACCAUAGCCGUAGGCUGCACCUGCAUCUUCUGAACCUUUGGCAUCAGAAGGCAGGCCGGCUGCUGAAGUCCGCCUCCCUGCACCCCGCGACUGCAAGGCUGAUGAAAAGUAAAUGCUGUCCUCUGUAAAGCAAGACUUUGGGUUUGCUGCUUGCGGCUCUGAAGCCCAAAGUGGGAUGGGGCUUGGCCAUCCCCGGAGGCUCAACUUCCGUUCAGUAUAAAGGAGGAUUUUCCGUCACUCUGACUCCUUUAACUCUGAGAUAGGCUAUUAAACACUUCAUUCAAGCUGGA